Molecule: messenger RNA, 4296 nt
Organism: Clunio marinus
Lineage: Eukaryota; Metazoa; Arthropoda; Insecta; Diptera; Chironomidae
Source: the annotation of a GenBank genome assembly
AUUGAAUGCACCACCAUUAAAAACAAUUAAAAAGAUUUAAAAUAGAAAUAUUUAUUUGUAGGCUUUCAUUCAACAAAUAUUGAUCGAAAAAGUACGAAAAUUUGUUUUUUACAACUUUUAAACUGAGGGACAAUUAAAAGCGACAAAAGAAAUGCGAAGUUUAUGAUUUUUUAAGCCAAAAAUGGAUAAGUUGGAUGAAUUGUUAAGCUAUCCUAGAAUAACCCGACGUAAAGAAGAGAAAGAGGACUGUCCUAUUGCAAAAAAACGUGAGAAAACGUUGAAAAAGCGGAAGGUUGCUGCUAUUCUAAGAAAAUGUGAAACUUUAAGAACAAGCGACGAACAAAAAUAUUUAGAAGAACAUCCUGAUGCAUUUAAGGAAGUUAAUGAAAGAAAAAAGCGCAUUGAAAAGUAUAAAGACAGAGCACUUGAAAAAGAAGAUAAAGCAGAGACGAUUGAACUGAAAGCUAAGAAAUUAGCAAAUGUCAUUGCAAAUGCUAAACAUUUGAUAGUUUAUUCAGGAGCUGGUAUCAGCACAUCAGCAAAGAUACCAGAUUAUCGUGGUUCUCAAGGAAUUUGGACUUUAUUACAGAAAGGAGAGGAAAUUGGCGAACACGAUCUUUCAUUGGCAGAGCCAACGUUCACUCACAUGGCGCUCUAUGAACUUCAUAAGAAAAAUAUUUUGAAAUACGUUGUGUCACAAAACUGCGAUGGUCUUCACCUCCGAUCGGGUCUUCCGCGCUUUUCUCUUUCAGAAGUUCACGGCAAUAUGUACGUAGAAGUUUGUAAGCAUUGCAAACCGGCUCUUGAAUAUUGGAGAAUAUUCGAUACAACGCCAUUGACAUCACGCUUCCAACAUAAGACAAAUAGACGUUGUCGAAUUUGUGCGAAUCCAUUGAUAGACACAAUCGUUCACUUUGGUGAGAGAGGAUCAUUAAAGUGGCCACUUAAUUGGAAUGGCGCAACAAAAGCUGUUGAGAAAGCAGACGUCAUUCUCUGUUUAGGAUCAAGUUUAAAGGUUUUGAAGAAAUAUCCCUGGCUUUGGGCUUUGGAUCGACCACAAAAGCAAAGACCAAAAGUUUUCAUUGUGAAUCUUCAAUGGACACCGAAAGAUUCAAUUGCUUCCUUAAAAAUCAAUGGGAAAUGUGAUGAAGUCAUGACGAUUGUCAUGAAACAUUUGAACAUUGAUGUACCGCAGUAUAAUCGAUCUCAAGAUCCAAUUUUUCAUCAUGCUUCAUUAUUGAAAGAAGAAGAACUUCAUACAGCAUCUCAACCAAUGUUAAAAGCUUUCAUCUUUAAAGGAGAAGAAACGAGCGAGUUGGAUGAAUCAAACACAGGAACUUACAGUUCCGAGAAGCAAACUUUAUCAGCUGAAUCUGAAGAUUCAAAAUCACAAAUGGAUGUGAUAAGAAACUUCAGUUGCAUUAAAAGUGAGAAAUGCCAGAAGAAUGACUUUGACGUUGUUCACAUGGAGACGUCGGGAGAAAUUGAAAUAAAAGCUGAAGAUGGUAAAGUGAAUAUUAAAGAAAAUAUCACAGAAGUUCUUGACUUAACACAAGAUGAUGAGACUGAGAACGUCAUUACAACAAAUGGUCACAAUGGAACCAAACAAGAGACAAAACGAGAAGUGAUUGACUUUGAAGAACUCAUUGAUAAUCUUGAUAUGAAAGUGACAGCUAAGAAUGAAGAAAAUGAGACAAUAAAGGAAGAAAUUAAGAAAGAAAAUGACGAACAACAAGAAGAAUCUUUAGAGACAAAUAAGACGAUGAUGACGAAUGAAUUUAUUCAACAAAAUCAAAAUCUCAUCGACAUGGCACUUUUGAACAACAGUUUACUUACAGCAUCAUUAGCACUCGCACCUGUCAGCUCAACAUCAAGAGAAACCCUUACAGCGACUGCUCUUAUUCUGAAUUAUAAUAAUCAGAUCAUAAAUACAUUAACGAACAACUUAAAUCUUUUGCCUUACAAUAAUGCCCAUAAUGGAAGCGCCACGAGUCUUCAUACGAUUGUUAAUCUUCCACCAGAUGAUGCGAAUCUUUGGAAAAGCAGCGAUGAAGAAACGCAACAAAAGAAGAAAUUGAGAAGUUCAACAGCAGCUGUACGACGGGCUGCAAAAGCUGAAUGUAAGUUCUGCUGGGAACAUUAUGAACAAAUGGAAUGUCAAUUCUAUAAGCCAAUCAAUCGAGAGUUCAAAAUAUCAACUUUUCGGAAUAGCAAGCUCAUUGUUUGUGAAUGUUGUGAUUAUACGGAAGAUGAAGAAGAACAAAUCGAGGAUGAUAUAACAAAACUUAAUAAUGAUGAUCGAGAGAAGCAAGGUGUUGUGAUUAGAGCUGGAUGGUUUGGAAAAGUUCUGAGUAUUGCAUCAGAUGAAACUAAAGCAGGACAAUGCAAAGCAGUUGCUUUAAUUCAAUUGUCAAAAUUUGAUGAAGCUUUGAAGUUCAUUGAAAAGAGUAACUUAGGUCAAAGAUUGAUCUUUGAAAAGGCAUAUUGCGAGUAUCGUCUUAAUAAAUCCGAAGUCUCUUUAAAAACAAUAGAAAGUGCCAAUUUAGAUCCACUGCCAGCUAAUUUAAAAGAGUUGAAAGCUCAAGUUCUUUAUCGUUUAGAGAAAUUCGAUGAUUGUUUUGAUUUGUAUAAAGACAUCAUUAAGAAUUCCAGUGAUGAUUAUGAAGAGGAAAGAACAACAAACUUGUCAGCCGUCAUUGCAAAUAUGUCAAUAGAAGGAAGUAACAAGAAGCUUCCAGAUCUUGGUGAAAAUACUUACGAACUUGUCUACAAUCAUGCAUGCGCAUUAUCAGGAACAGGAAAGUUCUCUGAAGCUGAGAAGCGUUUGAAAACGAGCGAUAAAAUGUGCCGUGAGUUCCUCGAAGAAGAUGAUUCGAUGACUGAGGAAGAUAUUCAGAAUGAAUUGGCAAUCAUUCGAGUUCAACUUGCUUAUUGUCUUCAAAUGCAAGGAAGAAGCAAAGAAGCUUCAGCGAUCUACGCUGAAACAUUGAAAAACAACCCAAACGACGUUGCUUUGAUUGCUGUCGCAUCUAACAACGCCGUUGUCAUUAACAGAGAUCAAAAUGUUUUCGACUCGAAGAAGAAGAUUCGAAAUGCGAUGAUCGAUGCUGUUGAACAUAAGCUGAACAGUCGUCAGAAGAAAAGUGUUGCUGUCAAUAAUUGCAUCUUAGCUUUGUUCACUAAGCAAGGUGAUCUUGGACAAUUGGUUGGCAAGCUCAUCAACAAGUAUCCUGACUUAGAAUACAAAGCGAAUCUUAUCAAAGCUUGUCAAUACGCUAAUGACAAGAAGUUUAGAGAAGCGAGUGACAUUCUGGAGAAGUUCACAGCCAAAAACCCGAAAUUCUCUUUCGAAGUGAAGUUUGCUGUUAUUCAGAUAAAUUUGAUGGCUGGUAAUCGAAGCAAAGCCAUUGAAGUGUUGCAAUCACUUGAAAGUGAUAAGAAAUUCAGCCCUGGAGUUGUGUCAGCUUUAGUAUCACUUUAUUUGGGCAACAACGACAAGUCUGCAGCUUCUGAAAUUCUUAAAGUUGCCGUUGAUUGGUAUAAGAAGAAUAAAACAAAUGUUGGUGACUUAACUGACAUGUGGCGACAGGCAGCUGACUUCCAUCUUCGUGGAGGGGAAGCAGAAACAGCAGCAAAGAGUUUGGAAGAGUUAUUCCGAUCAAACCCAUCGGACAUGAAGAUUCUGGCACAACUCGUCAUUGCUUAUGCUCAAUUCGAUCCCAAGAAAGCUCAAGACGCAUCGAAGAAGCUUCCGGCUCUUGAGACUCUAACAACUCAAGCUGAAAUCGACGAACUUGAAGCGACUAAUUGGAUGAUGAUAGCAAAAGCUGUCAAAAAGAAGACAACGAAAGCUGAUCAAUCACCAGGCACGCCAGGAAGCGAAGGAGCGCAAAAGAAAAUCAAAAAACGUAAACGAAAGAACAAACUUCCAAAAAAUUACGAUCCAAAUGCUAAUCCUGAUCCCGAACGGUGGCUGCCGAAACAGGAACGAACUGGUUAUCGUAAGAAGAAAGAUCGGAGAGUGAAGGAAGUCAUGAAAGGUUCGCAAGGAACAUCAUCAGGUCAAGCUGACAUGUAUGACAUGACGAAAGCUCAGAAUCUUGGUACGAACAUAAAAACUCCUGUUCGUGAAGAGACUGCACCAGGUCCCCGUCAACAACAACGGAAACAUCAACAAAAGAAGAAGAAGGGAAAACAUUAAAAUUGUUCUCUAUUUUUAUUAAUUAUAUUACUUUUUUAAUUUGCAUAGGAAAAAACUUUGCAUUGGAAUAUAAAGUUAUGGUUGAAAGCAUUUAA